AGACGUGUGUCGUGUACUAGUGCUGUCGUGUACUAGUGCUGUCGUUGUAUUGGUGGUGUUUGGCUACUUUUUGUUUUCGUGGCAAACAAAAUAGUGACCGUAUCACAGUAAACAACCGACUGUUUUCCGUAGUUUACUGUUGUGAAAAUUCCGUCAUCUUUCGACGCGCCCGAACAGGAAAAUCCAUUUCCCCUGCACCGUUGGACGUUUUAGUUGUCUGAUUAAACAUGAGGAACUCACGUACUGCCAAACCAAAGGAGACCAACAAACAGAAGAAGGAGAGAAAGAAGGAAUUCUUGGAAAACAAAAAAAAUGUUGUUUCGGUUGUAUUGCCCACUUUGACCGUCAUAUUUGCUCUCAUCACGCUGUUCAUUUACUUGAAGGUGCAUCCAAAUGCAUUGAACUUCAUGGCUUCUGAGAAAUCGCUCUAAACAAUGAAUCUAAUUAUUAUAAUAUCAUAUCUUUUCCAUUCCCUUCUAUUGUACACAUAAUCACUCCCAAUUUAAGUUUCAGAGUUUUUUUUUUUUUUAUUUAUGGCAUCUGUUAAUAUGUUUAUGCGCCAUAGUUGUGUGCUUACAUUUCAGGUUAAUGAUACAAAUAUUAACUUUCAAACGUCAUGUUAAAAUUUUAAGUAUCCUGUUUAUAUUAUUUGACGAACUAUUUUUAUCAUGUUAUUUGAUAAUAUUUGUUUACUAAACCCAAAUGUAUCUACAAAUAUUAUUAAAAAAUUAUAAAUUUAUUUGAUUUGAUAUUUGUAUUUUAAAUGUACCGAUCAUUGCCUUAUAUUUUAUUUUAUUAGUAAUUAAAUUCAUUAUACUUAUUCUAUUUUUGAAAUUUAAUUAUAUUUAUUUAAGACUGUUGUUUUAUAA
This is a messenger RNA of Aphis gossypii (cotton aphid), 869 nucleotides long. Its product is annotated as single-pass membrane and coiled-coil domain-containing protein 4. Bases 228 to 431 code for a protein of 67 amino acids. Lineage: Eukaryota; Metazoa; Arthropoda; Insecta; Hemiptera; Aphididae. The transcript is spliced from 2 exons. The record is from RefSeq and is a predicted model, not a curated record.